Molecule: messenger RNA, 1074 nt
Organism: Colletotrichum chrysophilum
Lineage: Eukaryota; Fungi; Ascomycota; Sordariomycetes; Glomerellales; Glomerellaceae
Exons: 1
Coding region: 1-1074 (357 amino acids)
Biological process (GO): L-threonine catabolic process; glycine biosynthetic process
Cellular component (GO): cytosol
Molecular function (GO): L-allo-threonine aldolase activity
Source: RefSeq, a predicted model, not a curated record
AUGCCCUCCCAAUUCCCCGCGCCCACAGCGGCCCCUCGCUACAGCUUCCUCGACGACUACUCCGAAGGCGCGCACCCAGCCCUGCUCAAAGCCAUCAUCGCCACAAACACAACCCAAGAAACCGGCUACGGCGGCGACACCUGCUGCGAGAUCGCCCGCGGCCACAUCAGGCGGCAUCUCGGCCGCGCGGACGUGGGCAUCUUCUUCGUCCCCAGCGGCACCUCCGCCAACGCAAUCUCCAUCGCCGCCUGCCUGCGCCCGCACGAGGCCGUCAUCGCCGCGUCCUCGGGCCACAUCGUCACGCGCGAGACGGGCGCCGUCGAGGCGUCCGGGCACAAGAUCAUCAACGUCCCUCCGCUGGAUGGUGGCAAGCUCACGCCCGCGUCGAUCCAGCGCGCUGUUGAUGAUAACUGGCACUUCCCGCACAUGGCGAAGCCGAGGCUGGUGUAUAUCUCCAACGCCACGGAGAUCGGGACGGUGCACACAAAGGCGGAGCUCGCGGCGAUCAAGCAAAUAUGCGAGGCAAACGGAUUACUCCUCUUCCUCGACGGCGCGCGCAUCGGGACCGCGCUGGCUAGUCCCGCCAAUGACAUGACCCUCCGCGACAUCCUCGACCUCACAGACAUCUUCUGGAUCGGCGGCACAAAAAACGGCGCCCUCCUCGGCGAGGCUGUGGUCGUCAAAGACGCGCGGCUGGCCUCCGAGUUCGAGUUCUACGUGAAGCAGCACGGCUCGCUGCUGGCCAAGAGCCGCGUCAUGGGCGCGCAGUUCGCGGAGCUCUUCCGCGAGGAGCUGUACUUCGACCUCGCGCGGCAGGCGAACCUGUGCGCGGCGCGGCUGUCGGCGGGGAUCGCGGCGGCGGGGUUCGGCGUGUACGCGGUGACGCAGACGAAUCAGGUGUUUGCGGUGUUGCCGGUGGGCUUGAUUGCGGCGCUGCAGGAGCGGUUUGUGUUUUAUGUGUGGGAGAAGAGGGGGGAUGGAGAGGCGGUUGUGAGGUUGCUUACGACGUGGGCGACGGAGGUGGGGGAGGUUGAGAGGUUCGUGGGCGUGGUUCAGGGGUGGGGGAAGGCUUGA